Molecule: messenger RNA, 3046 nt
Organism: Vicugna pacos (alpaca)
Lineage: Eukaryota; Metazoa; Chordata; Mammalia; Artiodactyla; Camelidae
Gene: SLC13A1
Product: solute carrier family 13 member 1
Biological process (GO): sodium ion transport; sulfate transmembrane transport
Cellular component (GO): plasma membrane
Molecular function (GO): sodium:sulfate symporter activity
Source: RefSeq, a predicted model, not a curated record
GCCUUAUUUUGAGGAGAACACUAUUGAAGGCACCUGCUCGGGACAAUGAAAUUCUUCAGUUAUAUUCUAGUUUAUCGCCAGCUUCUCCUUGUGGUUUUCAGUCUGUUGAUCCUAUUGCCAUUGCCAAUCGUCCUCCACACCAAGGAAGCAGAAUGCGCCUACAUCCUCUUUGUCAUCGCCAUCUUUUGGCUGACAGAAGCUUUGCCUCUGUCGGUAACAGCUCUGCUGCCUGCUUUAAUGUUGCCUUUGUUUGGGAUCAUGGCUUCUAAGGAGGUGGCAUCUGCUUAUUUCAAAGAUUUUCACCUACUGCUAAUUGGAGUCAUCUGUUUAGCAACAUCAAUAGAAAAAUGGAAUCUGCAUAAAAGGAUUGCUCUGAGGAUGGUGAUGAUGGUGGGUGUGAACCCAGCAUGGCUGACCUUGGGGUUCAUGAGCAGUACCGCCUUCUUAUCCAUGUGGCUGAGCAACACCUCAACUGCGGCCAUGGUGAUGCCCAUCGUGGAGGCUGUGGUGCAGCAGAUCAUCAGUGCUGAAGCAGAGGUCGAGGCCACUCAGAUGACUUAUUUCAGUGGAUCAACCAACCAGGGACUGGAAAUUGAUGAAAGUGUUGAUGGAAAUGAAACAAAUGAGAAGAAAGAGAAAACAAAACCAGUUCCAGGGAAUGAUGCAGGGAAAACGUCAAGCAAGAUGGAGCUGGAAAAGAAUUCAGGCACAGGAAACAGAUAUCGAACGAAGAAGGACCACAUGAUGUGUAAACUUAUGUGCUUGUGCAUUGCCUACUCUUCUACCAUUGGUGGACUGACAACGAUCACUGGUACCUCCACCAACUUGAUCUUCGCUGAGCAUUUCAAUACGCGCUACCCUGAGUGUCACUGCAUCAACUUCGGGUCGUGGUUUAUCAUGUCUUUCCCGGCUGCUGUUAUUAUUCUCCUCUUGUCCUGGGUCUGGCUUCAGUGGCUGUUCCUAGGAUUCAAUUUUAAGGAGUUGUUCAAAUGUGGUAAGACCAAAACAUCCAGACAAAAGGCUUGUGCUGAGGUGAUUAAACAGGAAUACCAAAAACUUGGACCAAUAAGGUAUCAAGAAAUUGUGACCUUAGUCCUCUUCGUUACAAUGGCUGUGCUCUGGUUCACCCGAGAACCUGGGUUUGUUACCGGUUGGUCUGCACUUUUUUCAGAGUAUCCCGGUUUUGCUACAGAUUCAACUGUUGCCUUGCUUGUAGGACUCCUGUUUUUCCUUAUCCCAGCUAAGAGACUGACCAAAACUACACCUGCAGGAGAAACUGUUGCUUUUGAUUACUCUCCACUGAUUACUUGGAAAGAAUUCCAGUCAUUCAUGCCCUGGGAUAUAGCCAUUCUUGUUGGUGGAGGGUUUGCCUUGGCAGAUGGCUGUGAGGAGUCAGGACUAUCUAAGUGGAUGGGAAAUAAAUUAUCUCCUCUAGGUUCAUUACCAGUCUGGCUAAUAAUUCUGAUAUCUUCUUUGCUCGUCACGUCUUUAACAGAGAUAGCCAGCAAUCCAGCUACCAUUACCCUCAUUCUUCCAAUACUGGCUCCAUUGGCUGAAGCCAUUCAUGUCAACCCUCUUUAUAUUUUGUUACCUUCUACUCUGUCCACUUCAUUUGCAUUCCUCCUCCCAGUAGCAAAUCCACCCAAUGCUAUUGUUUUUUCAUACGGCCACCUAAAAGUCAUCGACAUGGUUAAAGCUGGACUUGGCGUUAAUAUUGUGGGUCUUGCUGUGGUGAUGCUUGGCAUGUUUAUCUGGAUUGCACCCAUGUUUGACCUCCACACUUACCCUUCUUGGGCUCCUACAAUUUCCAAUGAGACCAUGCCCUAACAACAUGAAUGCUCUGACUAUCCUGUGGUGAGUUUGGGGAACCAUUAAGAAUUCACUGCAAAACCUGGCUAUAGAAAACUGAUGACACACUUAAAUCAGCCCUGGUAUAGCUGCUACAGUUCCAGUGAACACCCAAAAUCUGCUGUCACAACUUAAGAGUCUGCAUUCCUUUGAGAUGCAACCAAGAUCAUCUAUGUGCCUUCAUCAAGAAGCCCACAGUUGAGAUUUUGCUCCUGAACCAUAUGCAACCUGCUUCAUCAUAAGAAUAAUUCAUGACUUAACCUUCUUGAAAGAGAUUAUGUCAUUUGCUUCAUCUUACAGUUUGGGUUCAAUGUAACAUUUCAAAUGUCAAUUCAUUAUUUCAGAAACUUUCCAUGAAGCUGCAAAUAGAAAAUAAAACAAGUUAAUUAGGUAUUUGUAUAAAUCAUUUUUGUAGUCUUUGUCCAAGAGAAUUUUCUGAAAAAUCAAAGCUGGUGGUGCAAAAGAAAAGUUUAAUCUAAAUAAAAUGUGCAUUCCCUCACUUAAAAAAAUUCCAGUCAGAUUACUCUUGAUAUAUACAUAGAGCAUAAAAAUUGAAAUUAAGUAGUAGUUAUAAAAUAAUAGCUGAAUCCACUAAACAACAGAAAACAGAUAAGGAUUAAUUUCUGUUUGAUUCAAUGGCUAAAGUAAUAUAAUUCACACUUUUAUGAUCUCAGUGCACUGAGAAAUGCGUUUUGUAGAGCUAUGGAUAAGGCUUCCUAUGAUUUGCACAAUUAGCAAAGUAUAGUUAGAAAAGAAAGGUAAACAGUAUAAAUCUAUUAACACAUUUGUAUAUUUGUACAAUAGUUGUACUUACGUAUUUAUUUUAUUUCAGAAAUACAUAAUGUCAUACAUGAAGACAAGAGAUUUAGAAAUUUAAAUGAAUUAUCACUGUUCAUACAGCCAUUAAAAUGUCACAUAACUUCAUGACAUCAACAUUGAAAUGAAAUACCAGAGAAAGUAAAGAAUAAAUAAUUGAAACUGUUGAUAUACUUACAAAAGAGAUAAAUAAAUUAUUGAUGGGCAGACAAAAAGAAAAGAGAACUAAACAUUCAAAUAAAAAUGGGAAAAGAAUAGUCUCCUAGUAUUCAGGACGUGAAUGAGUAAGGUCUAUUGACAUUCCAAAAUUAGACUAAAGGGAAAAAAUUGACAAUCCAAGACAAAAAAUGUGUACAGUUAGGAAAAUAUGCUAACAAUAAAA